CUGUGUUGUUUUUUUUAGAUAUCCCCCUGUUCUCCUCCACUUACUAAUCCGUAUUAUCUAACCCUACCGCAUUGUCUGAACGAACCCCCUCGGGCGGUCACAUUGGGUAUGUAACGCCAGGCUUACAUACUUAACCCCUGCGCGUCAUGUUCAUACGUCGGAGCAAGUCAGUGCAACUCAAAAGUUCACCAGGAAUGAAUAUCUCACUCUCUAGGCGUUGAUCAAAAUAACAUAGUUUAACUCAGAUCGGCCAUCUAAGCGAGGAUCGGGGUUACAGGACCAGUGAAGCAUGUCUAUCCAGUACGGGGAGCCAGACAUGGCUGGGAGCUACGGGGUGGUGGACUCGUUCCCCAAAGACUUCGGCUACGGGGGCGACGAGGCGGGCAUCGACGAUGACAGCUCGGCGUCAGCUGACACCCAGCCCAGGAUACUGCUCAUGGGGCUCCGCCGGAGCGGCAAGUCCUCCAUCCAGAAGGUCGUCUUCCACAAGAUGUCGCCCAACGAGACGCUCUUCUUGGAGAGCACCAACAAGAUCCACAAGGACGACCUCUCGGGAAGCUCCUUCGUCAACUUCCAGAUCUGGGACUUCCCCGGACAGGUGGACUUCUUUGACCCCACGUUUGACGACGAAAUGAUCUUCACGGGCACCGGAGCCCUCAUCUUCGUCAUCGAUGCCCAGGACGACUACGUGGAGGCCCUGGGGCGGCUGCACGGGACGGUGUCGCGGGCGUACCGCGUCAACCCCCACAUCAACUUCGAGGUGUUCAUCCACAAGGUGGACGGCCUGUCGGACGACCACAAGAUCGAGACGCAGAGGGACGUGUACCAGCGGGCCAACGACGACCUGGCCGACGUGGGGCUGGAGAAGCUCCACCUCAGCUUCUAUCUGACCAGUAUCUAUGACCACUCCAUAUUCGAGGCCUUCAGCAAAGUGGUCCAGAAGCUCCUCCCCCAGCUGCCCACUCUGGAGAACCUCCUGAACAUCUUCAUCUCUCACUCGGGCAUCGAGAAGGCCUUCCUGUUCGACAUGGUCAGUAAGAUCUACAUCGCCACGGACAGCUCCGCGGUGGACAUGCAGUCCUACGAGCUGUGCUGCGACAUGAUCGACGUGGUCAUCGACAUCUCCUGCAUCUACGGGCCCAUAGAGGACGGCGGGGCGUACGAUAAGGAGUCCCUGGCCAUCAUCAAGCUCAACAACACCACGGUGCUCUACCUGAAGGAGGUCACCCGCUUCCUGGCCGUGGUCUGCGUGCUGCGGGAGGAGAGCUUCGAGAGGAAAGGUCUGAUCGACUACAACUUCCACUGCUUCCGCAAGGCGGUCCACGAGGUGUUCGAGGUGGGCUGCAGGACACAGAGGAACGGUGGCCGGCCGGACGACUCCCUCACCUCGUCCACCUCCACCUCCUCCUCCACCCACGCUCCGAACCACAGGAACUAUGCCUCGCACAACGGGAGCAUGAUGUAGGCGGAGGCUUGGUGAGCCCGCCCACAGCGGGACAGUCAGGGUGGUCAUCCAUUGGCUGAGCAGAACAUCACCUGGAGUAGGGGACGGCUGUGUGUGCGUGUGUGUGCGUGUGUGUGUGUGUGUGUGUGUGUGCGUGUGUGUGUGCGUGUGCGUGUGUGUGAGAGUUGGUGGGGCAGGGUCGUGUCGUAAGCAAGAGAGGUUGUUCGACUCUCAGACGAAGAUUUCUGGGUUCGAUCCCCGAAAAUGUCUGCCGCCACCUGCCCUCUGGUUUCCUCAGCCCCUCCCUGCUCCUCUCCUCACCCCCCCCCCCCCCCCAUCACAGACUCCUCCCACGCUGGGAGGGUUAGAGGUAUGUUGGCUCCAUCGCUCCCAUGAUUUCAAAGAACUGUUUUAGAAAUGGAUCCAGGCCACUCUCCUCCUCUCCUCUACAGUUGAGGGAGGAGGGGUGUAGGGGGACGAAAUGGACAAGAAGAUGAAGUGACUCGUGUGAGAGAGAGGUAUUGGAGAGGAGAGGUGGUGACAGUUUGAAAGUCACAGCACAAAUCAACAUCAAUUUUUUUUUCAUGCAGUGUAUUGGCGAGGUGAUGAUUGUCACAUGUCUAUGGUUUAAUGAUAAGUAUAUGAUUUGAGGCCUUAUCAUGAGCCUUGGUUGGUUUGCCAAAUUAUGUUUAGGUUUUCCUGCGGCCCUAAAUCUUCUUCUGUUGAAUGAUGAUGUGCCUAUGGACCAAAGUGUAUUACUGCCGAGGAAAUGUUUCCGACCCUCACUCUGUGUGUGUGUGUGUGUGUGUGUGUGUGUGUGUGUGUGUGUGUGUGUGUGUGUGUGUGUGUGUGUGUGUGUGUGUGUGUGUGUUUGUUUCUCUGGGGUUGGUGACAACGUAAAUAUUUAGUUCUCAUCCCGGAUACAUACGGAGCUGAAUUGCGAGCCGCUUGCACAGAGCGGUUUGAAUAAAUAGACGUCGGCUCACCAUCGUUCUCUUAGUGCUGUUAGCUUCUUGAUUGAUCACUGUUGUAGUUUCAACUGAUUUUCUUUUUUUCCUUUCCUUAAUUUUUAUUUUUUCAUGUUACCGUGGCAGAUUGAAGUGUUCGCUGUAGAUAGUAGAAACGUAUUUUACGGUAGUAAUGUGUGAAUUAGUAACUCCAGUGCCGUAUCACUUCUCGACUUUUUUCCGAGAACGCGACAUCCCGACAUAUAUAUAUAUUUUAAAUUUCCGAAAACAUCGAGAACGAAUGUGUCAAAGUGAGAACAAAAUGCCGAGCGAAAAGCCACCAGGAAGAGACCGGGAGACCGAUGGGCCGAGUGUUGAUAAUGACUCAAGCCCAGCUUCUGCUGGAGAUCCUGCUGGACGUCCAUGGUGCCAGCGGGACUAUUAUGGUCUGUGUUGAUAAAGUGUGUUUGGGCUCGGAGAGGGGCAGUGUGUGUUGGUUCUUAAUGGGGUCCUGGAAGAGAAAAAAGUAUUUUCAUUAGAGCCGUCGCGCCCGCCUUCCGUUGGCCAAGUUUACGUUAUGACAUUAUGUUUAGUAGCAGGUAAUAAUUUGCUUUUAGGGAAGUUCAAGCAGGUCUGGACAAUAUUUCCGAGACCAUAAAAUCACACACACGCACACACACACACAUACACACACACACACACACACACACACACACACACACACACACACACACACACUACACUUCUCUAUCUAUUUCUCUCCUCUUUUAACCGAAUCCAACUGAGAAUAGCUUUAAAGCAAGGAAAUGUGAAUUGCUGAAAAAUAAAGUUUUUAUAGCCCAAUUA
Molecule: messenger RNA, 3237 nt
Organism: Gadus morhua (Atlantic cod)
Lineage: Eukaryota; Metazoa; Chordata; Actinopteri; Gadiformes; Gadidae
Gene: rragcb
Product: Ras-related GTP binding Cb
Exons: 7
Coding region: 290-1465 (391 amino acids)
Biological process (GO): negative regulation of autophagy; cellular response to starvation; positive regulation of TORC1 signaling
Cellular component (GO): nucleus; Gtr1-Gtr2 GTPase complex; lysosome
Molecular function (GO): GTP binding; GTPase activity
Source: RefSeq, a predicted model, not a curated record